UCGCUUCCAAAUCUGUCUGUGCUUGCUAGACACCCACGUUGCCAGAACAUCCCCAGAUUCUUUUUUUCUUCAGAACUCCAGAAGCUACCAAUCCUAGGACGAGGUAAAUCUGUCUGUGCUGAGUUCACGUUAUCCAUUUUCUCAAUCAAAGUCCCAACUCUAAUUUUCAAUGGCUGAAUCAACAAAGAGAUAUGCAGUUGUUACAGGGGCGAAUAAGGGGAUUGGGUUUGAAAUAGUUAGACAGUUGGCUUCAAACGGGAUCGUAGUGGUGUUAACAGCAAGAGAUGAGAAGAGGGGUCUUGAAGCUCUGCAGAAACUGCAACACUCCGGUCUCUCAGAUCAAGUGGUUUUCCAUCAGCUUGAUGUGUCUGACCCUGCUAGCAUUACUUCUUUCGCAGAUUUCAUCAAAACCCAGUUCGGGAAACUUGAUAUCUUGGUGAACAACGCAGGGAUUGGUGGAGUGAAAGUAGAUGCUGAUGUUGGGGCAGGAGCCGGAAUUGAUCGGAGUAAACUGAUUCAGAAUUAUGAGUUAGCUGAAGAAUGCUUGCAAACAAACUCCUAUGGUGCUAGAAGAAUGGCUGAGGCACUCAUUUCUGUCCUUCAAUUGUCCAGUUCACCAAGGAUUGUUAACAUUUCAUCGUCCAUGGGGAAGUUAGAGAACAUUCAAAAUAAAUGGGCUGAAGGAAUUUUAGGUGAUGCUGAAAACCUUACUGAAGAAAAAGUGGAUGAGGUGUUGAAGGAGUUUCUAAAAGAUUUUAAAGAAGGUUCUCUAGCAUCCAAAGGGUGGCCAACUUUUCUAUCUGCCUAUACAGUCUCAAAAGCAGCCAUGAAUGCCUACACAAGAAUCCUGGCCAAAAAGUAUCCAAGUUUCUGCAUCAACUGUGUCUGCCCUGGCUUUGUCAAGACAGAUAUCAAUCGAAACACUGGCAUAUUACCUGUUGAAGAGGGUGCUUCAAGUCCGGUGAGGUUAGCCCUGCUGCCCAAUGGCAGUCCUUCCGGCCUCUUUUUUGUUCGGAAGGAAGUGUCUUCUUUCUGAGCAUUACAAUAAAAUAUAUAUAGCCUUUGUACGAGAGUAAAUACAAAGAAAUGGAAAGGCUAUCUAAAUAUCUGUACUUUCAAUUGGAGUAGCUGUUAUAUUUUUACUCAAUUACAUGUUUAUUCAAGUGUUGCUGCACUUGAUCAGAAACUGGGAUAUAAAGUUUCCAGGUGAGAUGAAUAUAUCUAUAUUUGUUAGGUUCGGUUA
Juglans microcarpa x Juglans regia is the source of this 1243-nucleotide messenger RNA. RefSeq names its product (+)-neomenthol dehydrogenase-like. Gene Ontology annotation, cellular component: membrane. Gene Ontology annotation, molecular function: oxidoreductase activity, acting on the CH-OH group of donors, NAD or NADP as acceptor. Bases 170 to 1036 code for a protein of 288 amino acids. The transcript has 5 exons. NCBI's taxonomy places the organism in Eukaryota, Viridiplantae, Streptophyta, Magnoliopsida, Fagales, Juglandaceae. The record is from RefSeq and is a predicted model, not a curated record.